CUGGCGUCCAUUUUGGCCGGGCUUUGGCUGUGUUGUGUUUACAGUGUGUGGCUGCGAUCCCUCGUGCAGGAACGUUGUGCUGUUAAUUUCCUCAAAAAUGUCAGACACAGGGGCCUCUCCGGCGAAGAUGAGAAAGCUAGAGCAUCCGGAGGAAGCCCACGAGGGCCGCGAGUACGACCCCGAGACUCAGAAAGCCUUGGAAGAGAUAGACAUGUGUCAAAAUGAGAUUGAUCAACUUAACGAAAAGGCGAGUGAGGAAAUCCUGAAGGUAGAACAAAAGUACAACAAACUCAGAAAACCAAGCUUCGAGCACCGAAGUAAAAUCAUCCAGAGGAUCCCCAACUUCUGGGUCACGGCUUUUGUUAACCACCCUCAGAUUUCCGCCAUCUUAGAAGAGGAGGAGGAAGAAUGUCUACAUUAUCUUACCAAGCUAGAUGUGGAGGAAUUUGACGACAUCAAAUCUGGUUAUAGAAUCAAAUUCUAUUUUGAUGAAAAUCCUUAUUUUGAAAAUGAUGUCUUGACAAAAGAAUUCCAUCUUGGCUCUACAGGUGACCCUGCCUCAAAAUCAACUGAGGUUAAAUGGAAGGAUGGGCAUAACCUAUUAGAGCGGUUUAGACAGAGGGUGCAGCAGGGUGAAAAAGGUGGGACAGGCCGGAAACGUAACUUGGAGCUCCGUUCGUUCUUCUCUUGGUUCACUGAUCACGGCGACCCUUCAGCAGAUGAGAUUGCAGAGGUAAUUAAGGAUGAUAUGUGGCCAAAUCCCCUGCAGUAUUUCUUAGUUCCUGACAUUGAAGUUGAGAAUGGAGAAGGUGAUGAUGAUGAAGAGGAAUUAGAAGAUGAAGAAGUCGAUGAUUCAGUUGUAGUAGUUGAAGAAGAGAUUGAAGAAGUUGAUGAUGAGGGAGUAGAAGAGGAGGAAGAAGUACAUGGGGAAGAAGAUGGCGAGGCAGAUGAGUGAAGCUGGUUGCUUUAAGGGCGGUAAGCUCUAUUUGAUCAUUAAUAGGAAUGAUCUUGGUGGAUCACUUCAUCUGGCUACAAUUGCUAGUUGUAAAUUAGAUUCAUUUUAGCAAGUUUAUUGUUCUCAUGAAUGUAUACAUCCAUUGGUGGGAAGAAAAAAAUUAUUUUCUAAUGGUCAGGAAUUGUGAAGCUCAUCACAAUUAACAAAUUUUUGAUUUGCUAAUUAUGGAAUCCAGGUCAAGUUCUGUAGUCUUAACAAUUACUAUUUUUGAAUGUGUAUCACAGAUUAGAGGAGGUAGGCUGUUAUAAAAUCAUGAUACCCAAACCAGUUUUAUUUGAAAAUGUUACAAAUAAAUUAUUGUUUGUAAUUUAUUCCUACUCAGUUUAAAUUGUCCAAAUACCCUAUAUAGGUUUAAGAUGUGUACAGUGGGUAUGCAAUAAUUUAUAAAUAUAUAUAUAUGUACACACAUGAUGUUUCAUGGGUUCUUUGUUCAUCUGAUAAACCAGAUUUAUAUGGCAGACAUAAAGGGGCAUACCCAUUGGACACGAUUUUUCAAAAUGUGUGCUAUGCUUCAUAAUUACUACUAACAAGGUAGGGAAUACAAUUAGAAAUAAUACAUAAGAAUGAGGAGACUCUCUUCAUGUACAAGUUUUCUACAAUGGGAACAAAAAGUGAACAAAUAGGUCAUGAUGUGUACGAUCAUUCCUAGAAUUAAAGUCAAUUUUGUAA
Molecule: messenger RNA, 1684 nt
Organism: Penaeus chinensis
Lineage: Eukaryota; Metazoa; Arthropoda; Malacostraca; Decapoda; Penaeidae
Gene: Set
Product: protein SET-like
Exons: 6
Coding region: 98-955 (285 amino acids)
Biological process (GO): nucleosome assembly
Cellular component (GO): nucleus; chromatin
Molecular function (GO): chromatin binding; histone binding
Source: RefSeq, a predicted model, not a curated record